Messenger RNA from Coffea arabica (coffee), 549 nucleotides. Lineage: Eukaryota; Viridiplantae; Streptophyta; Magnoliopsida; Gentianales; Rubiaceae. The record is from RefSeq and is a predicted model, not a curated record.
AUGGAAAGGGAUAUCAUCCCAAUUGUAGGCAUGGCUGGGCUUGGCAAGACAACUCUGGCCAAGGAAGUGUUCAAUAACCCUACUGUUACCAGCCACUUCUAUGUUCGUGCAUGGUGCUGCAUCUCUCAAGUAUAUAACAAGAGACAGUUACUACUUGAUAUCUUGAGCCAAAUCAGUGAGACCACUGACCAAAUCCAGAAAAAGGAUGCCGAAGAUGUGGCCCUAGAAUUGCGCAAAAGGCUAAAGAGGAGAAGAUAUCUCAUCGUCAUGGAUGAUUUGUGGGAUAUCGAAGCAUGGAACGACUUGAGAGAUUCAUUUCCCAAUGAUAACAAUGGAAGUAGAGUUUUGUUUACCAGCCGAUUGGAAGAUGUAGCUUUUGAAGCUAAGUCAGGUUGCAAACCUUACUUCCUUCAUCUACUUUCUAGCAUUCAAAGUUGGGAGUUAUUGGAAUUAAAGUUGUUUGGAAAGAAGGUUGUCCUCCAUCGCUGCAGGAAGUCGGGAUGGAAAUUGCACGGAAGUGUGACGGACUACCUCUGUCAGUUGUUGUGA